AUGGUGAACGUACUCCAAUAUGGCCCCGCUUUCAAAAUACUGGAUUAUCAUCCUGGAUGGCUCAAGAUGGGAAUCUAUGACUUGGAGGAGGUGUCUGGAAACAACUGGGCCCGAUGGGAGAUCGAUUGUCGCACGGGGAGAAGCUGGUGGGACGAAGGGUAUCUGUUGCCGCAGAAUCUCUCAGAUGCCAGCAUCCUUUAUGUUCGGACGACGGAGGUACCACGAGUAGUCGAAUCAGUGCAGCAGAUAUUGCACGGCCUUUAUCCUUCGGAGUCAAACCAUACGUCAACUCCUUGGACUGUUGCUAUGCGCUCCAGAGCAGAUGAGACGCUACUGCCAAACACAAAAUCCUGUGCCAGGCUAGCCGAGCUUACUAGAGCAUUUGCUCGGGAUGCUGCAAAUAGGUGGAAUCAGAGCGACGACAUGAGAUAUCUAUCUAAAAAGCUGGGUAAAUGGAUGCCUGGCAACAAAGCAUUGACUUUGGACUCCCGCCCGACGUUAUCAGCUCUCAUGGACACCAUUAAUGCAACACGUGCCCAUGGACCCAGCACUCGGCUUCCCGAUGAAUUCUACGACGAACGUGUGCGUGAGGUAAUUGAUAGAAUUGUGAUUGAUGAGCAGUUUCGUGGUUAUGGUCUUUCUCGCGAACUGCGGAUUCUUGGCGUAGGUCAACUAAUGGGAGACAUAGUCCUCAAGAUGGUUGACCAAGUAGAGUGGAGAAUGAAGUGCGACACGCUAGGAGGCACUGCAAUGCGAUCAGGCGGACCUCCCAAGUUAUCGCUCUUAGGUUGUCAUGAUCGCACCAUUGGCGUAGUGCUAGCGAGUCUUGGUUGCCUUGGAGACAGUGAACAAUGGCCACCAUUCACCAGCCAUAUCAUUUUUGAACUGUUCAGCAAGAGAACACCUGGCGACUCAGACUUGAAAGAAGAUAAGCGGAAUUGUCUGCCGAGGAACGCAAACACCAGCUUGACUUCAAUUGCCGACCAAGGGGGCCUGAGCAAACUGCAAGGCAUUGGGCAACGGCCAGUCACGAAAUGUACAACGAACGAGGAGCAGACACUCGACGAGUACUUCGUAAGAGUCAAAUAUAAUGACCGCAUCAUGACAAUCCCUGGAUGUCGAGUACCUGGGAAGCAUUUUGAUGGAGACUCGGCCUUCAAGUCUAUCGUAGACAGACCUGGUGUGUGGCAUGAGAGAGCUGGCGACAAUGAUAUAGAUGGCUUCUCGACCUCUGGUCUGGUUGUAUUUGAAGGGAAGAUUCUCCCAGAGUUCAUCAUGAAGCUCUCUAAUACGACAGUUAAGAACCAGACCCCGCGUAUCGGGAACUACACCUCCAAACCUUACGUACCAGCUUGCUCUACCCAGCCAAAUGCCCUUACUGGUGACCCAUCGCAUCCACGCAACUUCAGAGGGGCCAGACAGAUCAUGAUCCUAGAUCCUACAUGA
This is a messenger RNA of Neoarthrinium moseri, 1446 nucleotides long. RefSeq lists its product as uncharacterized. The record is from RefSeq and is a predicted model, not a curated record. Gene Ontology annotation, molecular function: phosphatase activity. The transcript is spliced from 6 exons. The coding region runs from base 1 to 1446 and encodes 481 amino acids. Gene Ontology annotation, biological process: dephosphorylation. NCBI's taxonomy places the organism in Eukaryota, Fungi, Ascomycota, Sordariomycetes, Amphisphaeriales, Apiosporaceae.